AUGCCUCCCAGUCUGCAGACUCUUUUCCAGAUCCCCACUUCAUUGAUUUACACACAAACCUUCCCGAUCAGUUACAAUCUCGACACUAUGGCUGGCGCUGACGAAGAUCCAUCAAUGUUAUUCGUCGAUGACCCGUUUCAGUUCACCCUCGAUCUGCACGCAGGGUAUCACCCGAUGUAUAAUCCUUCUGCUAUCCCUUACCAGGAUUCUGUGCCAUCGCACCCAUCUCCUCAGUACUUUCCUUCAUUCCCUCCGCCCAUCGUGUCUAUUGAUGGAAUAUCCACUUUGGCGCCAGGCUCAGAGGAUAUUCCACCUCUUGGAGAGCUGCCAGGUCUCGAUGAGCCACUACCUCUCGGAGAUUCGUUCCAAGUCAGGGAGCCUUCACCUCCUCCAGUGUCCAUCCAGAUCAUGCAGUCGCCAACCGCCGGAAAAGCCGUUGGAAAUCAAGUUUUGGUCAUACCCACUGCGCACAAACAAAGGUGUGUCGGAUGCUACUCCGUCCGCGGUACCCUUGUGCCGAUCUCGUAUAGCGCCUUUACGAUACAACAACAAGAUCCGAAUCCAUCGAAGAAUCUUCGAAGGCGCACCAAGAGAGAAAGACCUGCGGCUCAGGAAGCAUUGACUUCGGUAGCAAAUGCAUAUGAUGAUGAUUUCAUGUCGACCUGCAAGAGAGUCGCCCAUGCUGUGGCUCCAAUCGGGUACGGUCUUCGCCCCUCAAUCUGGUCGGAGGAUUCCAAACAACAAUAUCAGAUUGAUAAGGUGAAGGACCUCGUCGACGAUCCUUUAUUCCCGCUCAAGUUCAUAUUCGGGAAUGACUUGGGUGUUCAUGGAGUCGGCAAGCUGUAUGCAUUCGAGAACCUCGUCGUAUCAACCGUCGCUGUAGACGUCAUUUUAAAACUUGGCUACGCCCCUUACAUUAGUACAGAACUUGACAAUUCAGUGUUUUUUACAGCUGCAGCAGCCUGUGGAGUGUACUCUACAGGAGCUAGCAAGCGGGCAGUUGGGAGUGUCCAUUGA
Molecule: messenger RNA, 1017 nt
Organism: Suillus subalutaceus
Lineage: Eukaryota; Fungi; Basidiomycota; Agaricomycetes; Boletales; Suillaceae
Exons: 4
Coding region: 1-1017 (338 amino acids)
Source: RefSeq, a predicted model, not a curated record